CCCCCAAGGUCAUGGUUGGCAGGAUUCAAACCUGCCACCUUACGAUAACAACCAUUAUCCUCUUAUUACUCUAAACUAUCAAAUCAAAUCUGCACGGAAUUUGAUUUGUUACUGUUUCUUUGCAGUGCAUCGAUGCAUAAUGGGACGUUUAAUGUUCAAUUACCUAAUCCCCAUUACCAGCCCUGGGUGGGAGGGUAACUUUAGAAGGAGCAGUUUAGAAACGGUGCCAAAUCUAUUGGAUUACUGCUGCAGGGACCCCUGAUAAAGGGACAGGUCAAAAGAGGUCAGCCAGAUGUGACAGAUAUAAUGAAUGCAUCCACUGUGAUAGUUUAAUUGGUGUCUGUGCUCAGACAGAUCUGUCAGGGCUACAGUUCACCACUAGGCUUCCCCUCCGCCUAUCACUGCACUCACUCAUGCUGACGACUAAACCCGGAAGCAGCGAGGUGCUGGCUUUGUUUUGUUUUGGUGUGGUCGGAGUUAAAGCUAGAGGUCCUUGCAAGGGAGAGAAGCCCGGUAGAUGGUGAGAGCCAAACCGGGGAUGGAAGAUGACGGACAGGUAACUGACGCCUGUAAAAUGCCCAGUUUCAUUAGCACCUUGGACGAGGGGCGGGCGAGAGUGUCCCGUAACCUACCGACACAAACUUUCUUUAGGGACUGCGGUAAAGUUGAGCGGUCGGUCAGUGAUUUGAGCCGACGUGUCACCAGAUCAGAAUCUCGCUUCUCUCUGGACGGGGCUGAGAAGGAGCUCGGGGAGAGGAUCAGCCAGGAGAAGGAUGAGGAGGAGGGCAACAACAACAACAACUGCAACGGCAGAGGAGUAGAAAAGAGGAGAGCGAGUGCCGUGGCAAUUCUGAGGAGGAAUUUCGGGGUUGUAAAAUCUCACUCUCUUCGCCUAAACUCCAACGGGCGGAUGCAGCAGAGCAACGAGCAAGAAACACACACUGUAAACAGCUGUAAUGACACGUUCAAUGACAAUGGGAGCGAAUGUGGAGACUGUGCAACGUCGGACAGAGAAACGGGCGCCGUCGGGAGUAAAAACGAGCCAACCGUGGGUGAGUUAAGCCCCUAUCAACAGACAGUCCAAUGCCAUUAUUUAUGUUCCAGUGACAGCAACACUGAGACGAAUUUAGAUGAAUCUUUCUGUGUCAAAGAACACGUUUACUGCACAGUGUACUGUAUCGCCAAUGACAGCCAGCGAAGAGACUCUGAAGGCACCAGCCACUACUAUGAAACUGCUUCUUUUGAAGAACUGGAUGUGGACCUUGAGUCCGGACGGGUCAUGUUUUCGACCCCAGACCGCCCUCUGUAUACACUGGACGACCUUGUGGAUCCUUUUGGGGACAUGGCCCAUCAGGUGUACAAAGAAAAUGACGGUGCAGAGAGUGCGGCGCAGAGUUGCCGGGUGUGCCUGGAAGACAAAACCAUCGCACCCCUGCCCUGCUGCAGAAAGGCUGUGUGUGACGAGUGUCUGAAACUCUACGUCAGCUCACAGGUGCGAGUCGCCAAACCCUACAUCAGUUGUCCAAUCCCAGAGUGCAGCGGUUACCUAGAGGAAGGCGUGGUGGUAUCUCACUUAGCCACUGAGGACGUGGCCAAAUAUCGUUACUUUUUGGAGCUAAAUAAGUUGGAUUCCAGCACCAAGCCCUGCCCCCAGUGCAGUGAGUUCACCACCCUGAAUAAGCACAAUGCCCACCACUCUGAGCACAAGUACAAGAUUCAGUGCAACAAUUGCCAGUUUGUAUGGUGUUUCAAAUGCCACGCCCCCUGGCACAACGGUCUCAAAUGCCGUGAAUACAGGAAAGGAGACAAGCUGCUACGAACCUGGGCCAGUGUAAUAGAACAUGGACAAAGGAACGCCCAGAAGUGUCCUCAGUGCAAGAUUCAUAUUCAGAGAACGGAGGGAUGUGACCACAUGACUUGUACACAGUGCAACACAAACUUCUGUUACCGCUGUGGUGAGCGCUAUCGACACUUAAGGUUUUUUGGGGACCACACGUCCAACCUCAGCGUGUUUGGCUGCAAAUAUCGAUAUCUGCCCGACAAACCUCACCUGAGACGGUUAAUAAGAGGAUCCGUUUGUGCCACUAAAGUGCUGAUUGCUCCAGUGGUCAUCGUGCUACUUGUGGUCUUCGGAGCUCUCGGACUGGUGUUAGGUUUGGUAAUUGUACCGGUUUAUUAUGUGUGUAAGAGGAGAAAGAAGGAGAAUACCCAAGGGUUUGGACGCUGGUUAUGAAUCCUUCCAGACCGUCCAGACGCCCACCCACCACUCCUCAGGGACAGACACGCCAUCCUGAGUCAUAGGAAACGUCCGAGAACAUCAUCACAAAUGUCCAUUAGCGAGGAGCCGGACCCCUGGAGGAAACGUAUAAAAAUAAGUGUCAACAUUAGAAUUGGAUUCAAGAGAAAGAAACCACAUGGCUGUUACACAAAUUUGACCAUUUUCACACAUGUCCACUACAGCUACACAUGAACCAGAGCUGGGACCGCUCUAAAACUGUAGUAAAACUAGUUUCAAACAUUUGUGUUUUUACUUUGAUUUGUUAAACAUAACCUAAUUGAGAAAUCGAUGCCGGUAUUCUCUAUAUUUUCAGUAUGAUGGAAAUAUAGAGGAUAUCCAGGUUUGAGCAGCACCCAGAAAAGGUGGCUGAUAAAUUCAGAAACACCUCAGUCAACUCUAAAAUGUUAAGACAUAAAACGACUUUAGAACUGGGUUACAUCCCGAUUUCUUUUAAUCACACUGUAUAAAAGACUUUCAGCCGCUUUCAGUUAUAGGGUGUUGUCUGAGUCAAAUAACAAUGUCACGUAUUACCAACUAAAGUUAAGUUCUACUGCAUUUGUAGGUGCUGUACCGGCUUUUGUGUUUGGAUCACUGGGUAUUGCGAGACUAGUGGCGAGCGAUUAUGUUGGACCGUAGAGAUAAAAAAAAAGGUUCACUCACAGCAGCAUCAGUGUCAAACUGACUCCUAGUGAACCAUGUUACAAAAUACAUGAAGUGAAAUCUUAAUACAAGCCAUACUGUAUAAAUAAGUUCUUACUGAUGUAACAGGAGCUGGACUUUUCUAUUACCCCCCUCCCCUCCCUAUUUGUUGUCAUUGAUUUUUGUGUGGACAGCCCACCCGGUAGAACUGAAUGUGGGCUGGAUGUAAUGAUAGUACUACUGUGCUAUUGUUAUUCUUAGCAACGCUGGAUAAUGUCCUACUGCCUGCUCUCAAGUUCUCCCUGGAAGGCUUAAAAGUUUUCCAAAGACAUUCAGCCUUCAGUGCACUGACCCCAAAAAGACGUAUUGGAAUCAUUUAUGGAGACUGCGUCUCCGUGGUGUUUUCUUUCGAUAAUUUACAUCAUCUCUUGACUUUGUGUGUUCAUCUUCCCGUCUGUCUGUACUUCCUUCUAGGGCUGGGCUGUACACAUGUGCAGCUCUUUUGCGGUUUCAAAGUGUUUAGAGGAAAUGUAGAAAUCAGAAGCUCGGGCCGGUCAGGCUGUUGGACCUGUUCAGCCAGGGCAGGGAGCUGAGUCCUGACCACCAGGAGGCAGCACAUUCAUGAUGGCUUCCAGGGAUUUUCCAGAGGGGCUGCAAAGUGUUUGUUGUUGAGGAUACACUUCUGGUUCUUUCUACAUAAGGUGUCUAAUGUUAAUAGUUAAUGUAUACGUCUGUCUAAAACAGGAGCCUCAAGCCUCUGGCCGGGAGCUCACUUCCAACCCCAAAACUCCUGGUGUCUGGCUCAUGACUAGAUAAUAAUAAUUUCAUUUUGCACUUUAUUCAUUUUUUUGAAACUUUUCAGUUAUUAAAGUGCUUUAGUUGGUCGUUUAAGAAUCAAAAACAAAGAUUUUUACUUGCUGUUUUACAUUAGACUGCUUGGGAGUAUUAAAAUCCAACACUGUUUGCAGGAGUGGCCCUCAGCUCAGAGUUUGAGACCCCUGACCUAAACAUGUGUGCAUUAUCCUUUUCCUUGGAUCCAUGUUGGAUUGUAGCUGUAGUCACUGCUGUAGUCGCUUACUCUUUACCUGCUGUACGUCUGCAUCAUUACUGUGAAAAUGGUGCAAAAGCCAAAAUCAAAAACAGCUGGACACACAAAUGACUUGGCUUUUCUUAGACUUUCAGUCUUUUGCCUUUACAGAGGUUUGGUUGCUGGGCUCGUUGUAGAGUUGUUACAGGUUGAGGUUUCAUUCCACUAAAAUAUACUGAACCCUGGCCAACAUCAUGACUGAUCAUGUUUUAGAUUCACCAAAAAGUUCAAAAUGCAACCUUAUGAUGUCCCUCGUUCAUCUGAGAAAAAAUGGAAAUGUUUGAAAACUGGGUGUGUGAUACAAAGGCAUUUCACGAGCUUAGCGAUGAUUUGUAUUCUUUGCUACAGUGUAGCGUGUUUUAUCUUUUACCCGUGACUAGAUUCAGGAUUAUAGCAUGGAAGGAAAGCAGGGUCUUUUUUAAUCCAGUGAAAUUACAUUAGUCUUUAAUCCGUCAGGCAGAAUAAUUUUCUACAUUUAAGAAUUUAAAUCCACUGCCAUCAAGCACAGUCUUACUGUGAUUAAACAUACACGCAGGUAUAAGCAUUAAUAAUUGCAAUUUCUUUAGUAGUUUUUAACCCCAAAACCGAGAUGUGAGUGCUCUCUCUCUCUCUCUCUCUCUCUCUCUCUCUCUCUCAGGGAGUCCUGUUUUUUAUGUUCACUGUAUCCACAGCUCUCUGUCUACAUGAGCUGUGCCACCGAAACAGCACAACAGCAUCAAUGAUUCCAAAAAAAAAGCUUCCUGAUCCUUUGCCCUGAGCUGCUUAGCAACCAGAUUUGAUUCCAGGAAUUAAAAACUCUCCAGUGUCAGAACAGCUCCAGACUUUCACUCUGUUUCUCUGCCUGACUCUGCUGUUCUGUGGAGUUCAAGGCUCAGUCCUGCAUGCGUCAAAGUUAUUGAGUUUACCCCGGCAGCUGCUGUGGACUUCAAAUGUUUCACUAAACCAUGUUUAAAGGAGUUGCUUGGUUGGCACUGACCGCCAUGUGACAGGCUUACAAAGAAAUGUGGUCAUUUUUACUUCCAAUUGUCUCUGGGACAAACAGGAAAUGCUGACCUAUUCCUGUUUUUCUUACUAUGGCACUAUUUCCAAAAUUAAUUGCCCCAUGGUGUGUUGUCCGACUGAUAGCCUUUCAUUUUGCCAAAAAAAACGAAAUGAAACACCAUGUUUGAUACAUAAUUUGUUUUUUAAAGACAUGCUAAUAUUUUGUCGGUUAUGGUAAACAUAACUUUUACAUGAUUGUGCCUGUAUUUUUGUAGCUGCAGGCCAGAAGUAAAUGAAUGUUUUUUUUAGAGCAGUCACUCUCCCAUACUUGUUUUGUAAUCCCUCUAUUCAUCCACAUCGUGGUUACUUUUUUUUUUUUUAACACUGCAGUUCAAUCUUAUUUAGACAAUCAAAUAUAUAAUUCCAACUCAGGAAUUAUGAGGGUAUUUGGUUUUAGGAACUGUGUUUAUUUUAAAAGGGGUCUCCCAAUUUCUUUAAGUCAGAAAGAAGUAACAUGUGUGUAACUUGUGUUUGUUUUUUUUUUGUUUUUGCCAAGCAUCCUUUAGAGAAAUGUUAUGAACUCAGUUUGCACUAAAACACACAUUUUUACAUCUGCUGCCUCUGUUGAAAAUGUCUGAUAGUUGUUUAUUUAUGCAACCGCAGGAUGGAGAAUAAAUAGCCAAGUGGAGUCA
Cynoglossus semilaevis (tongue sole) is the source of this 5677-nucleotide messenger RNA. RefSeq names its product ring finger protein 217 (gene rnf217). The record is from RefSeq and is a predicted model, not a curated record. Gene Ontology annotation, molecular function: ubiquitin-protein transferase activity; zinc ion binding. Gene Ontology annotation, biological process: protein ubiquitination. The coding region runs from base 518 to 2233 and encodes 571 amino acids. Lineage: Eukaryota; Metazoa; Chordata; Actinopteri; Pleuronectiformes; Cynoglossidae. The transcript has 7 exons.